This is a messenger RNA of Striga hermonthica, 912 nucleotides long. The record is from the annotation of a GenBank genome assembly. NCBI's taxonomy places the organism in Eukaryota, Viridiplantae, Streptophyta, Magnoliopsida, Lamiales, Orobanchaceae.
AUGGCUUUUGAUCACCAAUACUUUCUUACACUACUACUUGCUAUUGUUGUCCUCAUCACGGCGGCCCGGUUAUCCAAUGCGGAUCAGUGGCCACCCGGCCCGGGUUACUACCCGAGUUCCCGGUUUAGGUCCAUGAGCUUCUAUCAAGGCUAUAGGAGUUUAUGGGGUGCCAAUCAUCAAAGUGUGGAUAACAAUGGUAUCAAUAUUUGGCUUGAUCAAAACUCAGGAAGCGGGUUCAAGUCGGUGAAGCCGUUCCGGUCCGGGUAUUUCGGUGCAUCCAUUAAGCUUCAACCCGGUUACACUGCUGGAGUUAUUACAGCCUUUUAUCUAUCAAACAACGAGGCUCAUCCAGGGUACCACGAUGAGGUGGACAUCGAAUUUCUUGGGACAACAUUUGGAAAGCCAUACACACUUCAAACAAAUGUUUAUGUCCGAGGAAGUGGGGACGGUAGGAUUAUUGGGAGAGAGAUGAAAUUUCACCUAUGGUUCGAUCCAACUCAGAAUUUUCAUCACUAUGCAAUUUUGUGGAGCCCCAAAGAGAUUAUAUUCUUUGUUGAUGAUGUGCCCAUAAGACGGUAUCCAAGGAAAAGUGUGGCAACAUUUCCCUUGAGACCAAUGUGGGUUUACGGGUCGAUUUGGGACGCCUCGUCGUGGGCCACAGACGACGGCAAGUACAAGGCCGAUUAUCGUUACCAACCGUUUGUCGGAAAAUUCACUAACUUCAAAGCAAGCGGUUGCUCCGCCUAUUCUUCUCCACGGUGCCGAGCGGUCUCCGCCUCUCCCUCACGAUCGGGCCGCCUCACGGGCCAACAAACGAGGGCCAUGCAGUGGGUGCAGAGCAACUACAUGGUCUACGAUUAUUGUCGGGACUAUAAAAGGGACCAUUCUUUAACUCCAGAAUGCUGGCGUUGA